GGCUGCUUAGGUGAACUAUUACGCAACUAUGGCAACGGAGUCGUACACGACUAUUCACUCAGGCUACAAACUCACCCCCUAUACCUUCGAGAAACGCUCCCGGACCGCUGCUGAAUACCACGCCCAACGCCACGGGGAUGUGUGGUUCAAUACACGACCUUGGAAAACGGAGCGCAUUAUUAACGAGGCUAAAGCGCUGGAACUGCUCGCUAAGCGAACAAGAAUCCCAAUUCCCCAGUUUAUCCGGUGUGGCCAGAACGAUGAUGGGUCCAUGUUCCUGACAAUGAGUCGAGUCGACGGCAUCGAUCUGAGCGAAGUCGGCAAGGAAUGCCAGAAGCCGGGUGGUGUGAAGUAUAACGACGGCGGCGAAUGCAACAAAUGCAUGAAUAUUGCGAAGGCUAAUGCCAGCCACUUCAUCCAGACUAUUCUUCUCCCCGAGCUCGCAAAGUUACGUUCCAACAAAACAGGGCUCGACGGGUUUGUGCUGCCGCCGGCGUGGAUGCCGGAAUACGACACACGAUUGCACCAUUCGUGUUUUGUCAUCCCAUGUACUCUACAGUACUGUACUAUAUAGUGAAGUACUUUAUUCAUUAUCUUCUGUCGUUGUUAACAAAAUGUUCCUUUUAGAAGUUUUCUAACGUGCAUCCCUGCGUCGAGAGACGCACCCUGUAACAAG
Hyaloscypha bicolor E is the source of this 676-nucleotide messenger RNA. RefSeq lists its product as uncharacterized. The coding region runs from base 29 to 574 and encodes 181 amino acids. The record is from RefSeq and is a predicted model, not a curated record. NCBI's taxonomy places the organism in Eukaryota, Fungi, Ascomycota, Leotiomycetes, Helotiales, Hyaloscyphaceae. The transcript has a single exon.